Messenger RNA from Ctenopharyngodon idella (grass carp), 3698 nucleotides. RefSeq names its product actin related protein 2a (gene actr2a). Bases 123 to 1307 code for a protein of 394 amino acids. Gene Ontology annotation, molecular function: actin filament binding. The record is from RefSeq and is a predicted model, not a curated record. NCBI's taxonomy places the organism in Eukaryota, Metazoa, Chordata, Actinopteri, Cypriniformes, Xenocyprididae. Gene Ontology annotation, cellular component: Arp2/3 protein complex; actin cortical patch. Gene Ontology annotation, biological process: Arp2/3 complex-mediated actin nucleation. The transcript is spliced from 9 exons.
UUACUUUGAAGGGGCGUGAAGGGCAGGGCGCUGACUUGCUGACUUCCGCUUGGCUGAAGACAGCAGCAGCAGCGGCGGCGGUGGUGCUGAGAUCAGGGCGGAUUCACCGAGUCUGUAGAAACAUGGACAGUCAAGGCAGGAAAGUGGUGGUGUGCGACAACGGGACCGGGUUUGUGAAGUGUGGAUAUGCCGGCUCUAAUUUCCCAGAGCACAUCUUUCCGGCUCUGGUUGGGAGACCGAUCAUUCGCUCCACGGCCAAAGUGGGAAACAUCGAGAUCAAGGACCUAAUGGUUGGUGAUGAGGCGAGCGAGCUGCGCUCCAUGCUGGAGGUGAACUAUCCGAUGGAGAACGGGAUCGUGAGGAACUGGGACGAUAUGAAGCACCUGUGGGACUACACCUUCGGCCCCGAGAAGCUCAACAUCGACUCGCGAAACUGCAAGAUCCUGCUCACGGAGCCGCCCAUGAACCCCACCAAGAACCGAGAGAAGAUUAUCGAGGUGAUGUUUGAGACCUAUCAGUUCUCAGGGGUUUAUAUCGCCAUCCAGGCCGUGCUCACGCUUUACGCUCAAGGUCUGCUGACGGGUGUAGUGGUGGACUCUGGUGACGGUGUCACUCAUAUUUGUCCUGUGUACGAAGGCUUUUCUCUUCCUCAUCUCACGCGCCGCCUGGACAUCGCUGGAAGAGACAUCACGCGCUACCUCAUCAAGCUGUUGUUGUUGAGGGGUUAUGCCUUCAACCACUCAGCCGACUUCGAGACGGUGAGGAUGAUGAAGGAGAAGCUGUGUUACGUGGGUUAUAACAUCGAGCAGGAGCAGAAGCUUGCGUUGGAAACCACCGUGCUGGUGGAGUCUUACACGCUGCCGGACGGUAGAGUGAUUAAAGUGGGCGGCGAGCGGUUCGAGGCUCCUGAAGCUCUGUUCCAGCCUCACCUCAUUAACGUGGAGGGAGUGGGUGUGGCAGAACUGCUUUUCAACACCAUCCAGGCAGCCGACAUCGAUACCAGGGCUGAGUUUUACAAACACAUCGUUUUGUCGGGCGGUUCUACGAUGUAUCCAGGUCUGCCAUCUCGUCUGGAGCGUGAGCUCAAGCAGCUUUACCUGGAAAGAGUGCUGAAGGGAGACGUCGACAAGCUUUCGAAGUUUAAGAUCCGCAUUGAGGAUCCUCCACGCCGUAAACACAUGGUGUUUUUGGGAGGAGCGGUGCUAGCUGACAUCAUGAAGGACAAAGACAACUUCUGGAUGACCAGAGAGGAGUACCAAGAGAAGGGCAUGCGUGUUCUGGAGAAGCUAGGCGUCACCGUUAGAUAAAUCACACACAUUUACACAAAACAUCACACACUUGCACUCACACUCCCAGUCACAGGGUGGCAUUUUGGCAGCGUAAACACAGAGGUUUCCGGCAGUUUUUGAGGAUAUACUUGAGAGCAACGAUUAAAUACUUGAACUUCCUUUGCAAUCCAAAAAAGUGCUCAAUGUUUGUAAGACAUUCCAAAUGUAAUAGUUCAUAUCACUGCUGCGCAACACGAGACGAAAAUUGAAUGAAAUCGAGUUAUUUGCUCAUGAAACGACCCGUUUAUGCUGCCAAAAUGAAUCCUCAAAUGUAUUACCAUAUCAUGGCCUUCUGUUUGUUUUGAGUCCUGUCUGUCUCAUGAAUUCACAUUGACCCUACUGAAGAGAAAUAUCCCUCUAAAAAGAGUAAGAAACAGGAGGAUGUUGUGCAAGUAGAGGAACAAAACAAUAAAAAGAUGUAUUUUUAAGAAGUUUUGUAAUAAGGAUAAAAAUCCAACCAAUUUGCUAAUAAAAAUAAUGAAGAAUAUAAUAAUUGUGGCCGAUGGUAUCAAACACAGACGUUCUUCUGAAAGCAGAUUGCUUUUGCUGAAACGUCUACUUUCUAUCUUACUGUCUCUGUCUUUAAUCUCAGUGUUUGUGCACUCCAUUAUUGGCUGUGCGCUUCACCUCAUGCCCUGAAAAUAGCGAGAGGGAAAAUGCAGUAGUGACCGGGACCAACUUCCCCAAAUAACAUUUAACAGAACAUUUGAAGAGCGUUCUUUUGUCAUAUAUCAUCUCUGAGGACGCUUUAAAUGCAGCGUUAGUCUGCCUUAUUUUAGUAAUGAAAAUCGGCAUUUGGAAGCCUUUAAAUAUAGACUCUCUGUUCAUGUCAUUCCACUUGCGGUUCCAGGAUCAGUUCUUCCUUUCAGUCUAAAGGACCUUCAUAAACAAUAGUAUCAAUUUCAGACUCCAUUUGAAAGGGAAGUGAUAAUGUUCUGACGCAUGUUUAGCAUACAGUUAUAGCUGCAAUCUAGAACCUCAUUUGCACAUUUGGCUGGGUGAAUCUCAUGAAACGUGUCUGGGUCACAUUUCACUCCAAAAUCUAAAUAAAGAAAUAAAAAGUUAUAGUUUCCUAAAAGGAAUUUUUUAAAAGGAACUUUUUUUGCAUUAUGCCAUUAUUUUCAUGACAAUUAAGCACCCCCCCCCCCCCCCCCCCCCCCCCAAAAAAAAAAUCAUUACCAUAAUGCAAAAAAAAAAUCUAAUUUUAUUACUAUAAUGCAAAACACUAAACAUUUUCAUUACCGAAAUGCAAAAAAAUGUGUUUUCAUUACCGCAAUGCAAUUUUAGAGUUUUUUUUUUUUUUUUUGCAUUGCGCCAUUUUCAUGACAGUUAAGCACCCCCUCUCCAAAAUUCUCAUUACCGUAAUGCUAAAAAUAUAUAUCAUUACCAUAAUGCAAAAAACUAAACAUUUUCAUUACUGAAAUGCAAAAAAAAUGUGUUGUCAUUAACGUAAUGCAAUUUUAGGGAGACUUUUUUGCAUUGCACCAUUAUUUUCAUGACAAUUAAGCAUGUCAAAAUAAAAUUAUGUUUCGAUGCAAAAAAAAAUUGACUCUAAAAGAGGAUAAUCACAUGUAACUGUGAUUGCUUUUCUUUUUGAUUCUGGGAGUUUUGUGAGAUUCACACAUGGAGAAUUGGCUGUAAAACAACGAGAGCAGCUGCAGCAGUGCAUUUAGUCGCAGCUCAUGCAUGUAUCACACAUGUGCGGCUUCAGUCAGCGUGUCGCUCAUUCUAUUGCAAUAACCCUGCAUCCUUUUCAUCAACUCACUUAUUUAGUGUUUUAACAAGUCUCAAUCGUGUUUCGCUCCCCAGAGGAAAUUCACGGUUGUUCAUAUUCUUUUUGUUUUUUCUUAUCAUUUUGUGUUUUUGCCUUCAUGUUGUUGUUUUUUGUUUUGUUUUUUUGUUUUCUGUUGGUUGUCGGGUCGUUUUCAUGUCUUAGCGGCAUGUAAUAGUCUGGGAACGAAGGGUCUCGCUGAUGCCCGAUGGGAGAUUAUGGGUCAGAUGCUUCAUUCCCAGACCGAAGGCAGCCAUGAUGUAACGGUUUACUGCCUGUUUGUAAUAUGAACGACAUAAUAAUGAUGGUAUUGGUAAUGAUGAUAAUAAUUUUAGUGUUUGUACUCGUGACAGCUGUUUGGAAGCUGGAUCAGUGAUGUUUCUGUGUUUGGCUUCGGGUUUGUACACAUUCAGACUCUUCACACAUGGAACAAACUAUGUGACGACUCCACUGAUUUCACUGACACGCAUUCUUCCAGUGCCAAGUUUGGGUAUUGUAGUCAUUUUGUUUGUUUGUUUUCUGCUUUUUUGUUUUUGUUUUGUUUUGUUUGUAGCGUACUGCCAGACCACUGAUUUAAAAUAAAGAAAAUUGAUUUAUAA